Lactuca sativa (garden lettuce) is the source of this 1669-nucleotide messenger RNA. RefSeq lists its product as uncharacterized. Gene Ontology annotation, cellular component: plasma membrane; plasmodesma. The record is from RefSeq and is a predicted model, not a curated record. Gene Ontology annotation, biological process: protein autophosphorylation. Gene Ontology annotation, molecular function: transmembrane receptor protein tyrosine kinase activity. NCBI's taxonomy places the organism in Eukaryota, Viridiplantae, Streptophyta, Magnoliopsida, Asterales, Asteraceae.
UCAUAAGCACAGUCACACUGGGCUUCAAUGCUUCAUCUCGAUUUCCAGGAAGAUUACCAUAUUUUAGUUGACUAAGAAACCCAAUAUCAUCUCACACAAUUUCUACUUUUCUGCUUUGAUUCAUCUCCAUCAAUAAUCAUGUUAGCUGCUACAAUCGAUGGCAAUUAAACUCAUCCCUCCACCUCCUCCUCCAAAGGAUCGUCACAACCAUGCCGCCACUUUGAAUUUCCUGAAAUUCUCUUAGCAACCAAUAACUUUGAUGAAUCAUUAGUAAUUGGGUGUGGGGGUUUUGGAAAAGUUUACAAAGGUAACAUCAUCAACGGACCAACUGUUGUUCUUGCUGCCAUUAAACGGUUGGAUUCCAUGUCAAGUCAAGGGGCAUCAGAGUUCUGGGCAGAAGUUGAGACUCUUUCCAAAUUGCAUCACUGUCACCUUGUGUCUCUGUUUGGUUAAUGUAAUUACGAAAAAUAAAUGAUCCUCAUCUAUGAAUAUAUGCCCAAUGGAACACUUGAAGACGACCUUCAUAAACUCGGCACCCCUCUUUCAUGGCUUCAACGACUCAAGAUCUGCAUCGGAGCUGCUCGUGGAUUAGACUACCUCCACACUGGUACAGGAAUUGAUGUCGGAGUUACACAUCGCGAUGUCAAGAGCUCAAAUAUUUUGUUAACUUAAAGUUGGGCUGCUAGAAUUUCAGACUUUGAGUUGUCCAAAAUAGGCCCAACGAAUCAGCCAUCGACAUAUGUAAACACACUUGUGAAAGGAACUUUUGGGUAUCUAGAUCCUGAUUAUUCCUUCACUGGAAGAUUGACAAGGAAGUAUGAUGUGUAUUCUUUAGGGUAGUAUUGUUGGAAGUGAUUUAUAUGAUGCCUGCGUUGGAUAGGAGUCUUGAUGAAGAGCAACAAAAUUUAGCAAGAUGGGGUCAAGAAAGUAUUAAAGAAGGAAACUUAAAGCAUAUAAUUGAUUCGGGUAUUAAGGGCGAAAUAUCCCAAAAAUGUUUGAAGAAAUUUGUUCAGGUUGUUGAGAUAUGUUUGCGUGGUAAUCCAAAGCAGCGUCCUACCAUGGCUGAGGUUGUGGUCACUCUUGAGUCUGUAAUGACCAUACAAGAGAAAAUCAAUAGGUCGUUACAAGAUGCAGGGAAAACAAUAUUUGGAAGAAUGCUUGAGGUAUAUUUGCACAAUAAUGUAAAGCAUCACCCAAACAUGGCUGAGGUUGCAGUAAAUCUUGAUUUUGUACAAACAUUAGAAGCAAAAAUUAAUAGCACGACCGAUAAGUUUCAUGUCCCUUCCAACACAGAGAACUCUGUAGGGGUAAAAAUGGGAAUAAACAAUGAUGUGACAGAAGCUGAUGAAAGCAAGGAUUUUGUGUCUCCAUGGGGAGAGAACUUUGGUGUAUCAUUCUACAAGCAAGAAUGGAUUGAACAACAUCAGCAUGGCGUGUAUAUAACCCUACGGACUCUCCGUGAUUGAACUAGAGAUCUCAAAAGAGUGCGCUUCAGGUGUAUAUAUAUAUACACACACACACACACACUCUUAAAAAAUAAUAACAAAUGUACCAACACUAAGGUAUACACAUAAAGUCAUGCAUAUCUUUAAAAUCGGGGGAAUUGUAGGAAAUUGUAAUCUACUUUGCUCUUUUGUCAUUAUGUUUUUAUCCAUAAAUGGCACUUUAA